This is a messenger RNA of Venustampulla echinocandica, 4194 nucleotides long. RefSeq names its product Zn2 DNA-binding protein. Gene Ontology annotation, biological process: regulation of DNA-templated transcription. The record is from RefSeq and is a predicted model, not a curated record. Lineage: Eukaryota; Fungi; Ascomycota; Leotiomycetes; Helotiales; Pleuroascaceae. The transcript is spliced from 7 exons. The coding region runs from base 1 to 4194 and encodes 1397 amino acids. Gene Ontology annotation, molecular function: DNA-binding transcription factor activity, RNA polymerase II-specific; zinc ion binding.
AUGCCAAAUAAAUCUACAACCACUCCACUCCCCCUACUACUUGGCCCUGUCUCGCGGCCUCAAGCUUCUCGACCUUACUCCUCUAAUCUUCAACGCUACGGCCCUCCCGCCCUGCUGUCUUGUCCUCUUCCCUCCCCUUCCCUUUUCCCCCUUCCCGAUACCUGCCUGUGUCAGACUACGCCCUCCAUCGACCCGGCCACGGUACCCAGCUACUGUGCCCAGCUACAUACCCAGCUAUCCUGUUAUCCAGCUGUCCUUCUGCCCUCUCCGCUCCUCCCCAUCUCCUCUCCACCGUUGUUGCUCUUGGAUGCGAUACGAUACGAUACGAUACGCUACGACACGAUACGCAUACCACCGACUGGCACUGGCACAGGCACUACUGGUACUGGCACAUACAAGGUCACCACGUCAGCCUGUCCCACUUACCAGACCCCUCCCUCCCCCCCCGUCCACAUCGCCUUCGCCUUCGCCCUCGCCCUCGCCCUCGACCACCCAAAACCCACUGCCACCGCCACGCCAGCCAUCCCUGGUGCAGAUGAUCUUCCAACACGCUACCGCGUCUCUGUGUUCGCUCUGAAAUCUGUGAGAAGCCGCUGGCGCGCUCGACUCUCGUCCAUGGCCACUGGUGCUGCGACUGCCACUGCUCCUGCUCCUGCUGCCGCGACUCUUGCUACAGCUGCUGCGACUCUUGCUACAGCUGCUGCUGCUGCUGCUGCUCCUGCUCCUGCUGUCGCCGCCGCCCGCCACCGCUACCGUCGGUUGAGCUUGUGUCCUGAUCAAAAGCGUCCUCGGCUCACCGGCCCAGCUCCUGCUCAAUGGCAGACGUCGACAGAGGCUUCGAGACAGCUCCCCCCUCCACCGACCGCUUCAUAUCAGCAGCAUCCGUCGUCCUUCCCUCCCCGUCCCCCCGAGCCUCAACAUCCUCUCGAUCACCGCCCGCCGGGACAUCCUGAGCAUCCCUCAUAUGAGCAUCCCGAUCCGCGCAGGCCCAGCUCCGGGCCAUCGCAUGUCUAUCAUCACCCUCCACCGCCUCCCCAUCCCCCGCCGCCGCCCCAAUUCCCAGCCCAGCAGGCGACGAUGGUCAAGAGAGACCCGUCGGACGAGCCGCCGCCCCAGCAGUAUCGUCGCUCGCCGCCAGGCACGACAGGAGAGGGCGGUGUGAACCCUCCCCCACAUCAUGAGGGAUAUCGAACCCAUCUACCGCCCUUCGAGCCUCACCCGGCCCAGCACCCAUAUCGCCCGGCCUCUUACCCCCCUCCCCAGAGCCCAAUGGCCGCCCCCGAUCCAUAUGGGCAUCCUCAUUAUGGCAGCGGCGGCCACACCCCGCAGAGCGUCUACUCCUCCGUGUCCUAUCCUUCGGCGCCGAAUCUACAAAAUUCUAAGAAGCCCAAGGCACAGCGCGCGGCGCAAGCCUGUGACAGCUGCCGUACGCUCAAGGCCAAGUGCGACGAAGGGCGACCAAACUGCCUGAGCUGUCGAGAGAAGGGCAUAGAAUGCCGUUACCGGGACCCUCCUCCCAAGCAGCAAGACAGAGUGUCAUCGGAUAUCCUCGAGAGCAUAAUGCGAAUGGAACAAUCCGUGAGGGACUCCAUGCGAGAAAUACGAGGGGAACUGUCCAACAAUACGGCGGAAAUCAAGCGGAUGAAAAGAGCUCUCAAUUUCAAUCCAUCCCCCGAAGCGAUGCCGAAACAAGAGGUACAAGAGCCGACUUCGAGCACGGUGGGGGAUUUUCCAGCACCCUUUUCGGGCGCAGAACUCCCGCGAACUCACCCCUCGGUGAGCUCCGAAUCGCCAUAUUCCUCAACUCCGAGUCAGCUCCGUGCGCCGGAGAGGUCAGAUGUCUUUACGGAGAGGCAGGGUCUUACGCGGGCCACACCCGCAGAAAACGGCGAGGAGGAGGAAGAGGAGGUAGGCGGCGACCCAGGCCCGGCUAAACCUUCGUCGAUCCCAGUAAAUCAUACCACCGGGGCAGCGAGGUUACUCGGGGCACCUGGGAUCGAAGAGUUGUCCGAGGGAAUCGGUUGGCAUGGAAAGUACAGAUAUGCGAAAUACCCGAUAGUUCAGGAGGAAAGACGGGGCUUGCUCAGGCUUUAUGGCAGAGGGGAAGGGAUCGAUGCUCCGCCAGGAUAUGACCGAGAUCCUCUGAUAGAUCACUCCUCAGAUAGCACGUCUGGGGAUACCAGUUCCGAAGUCUCUUCGCCGGCCGGCGAAGAAUGGGGCCAACUGGGCGGACUUACCCCUCCUGGUAAUCCUCCUCCGGAAUUUACCAGAGGCAACAUCAAUUUCGAAGGGAUGCCCGAUCUUAGCAGGGACACAGUAUUAAAUCUGGUGCAGAGUUACAAGGACCACAUCAACGUUAUGCACCCAAUCCUUAUCCCGAAGCGGCUAGACGUACUUAUAGAGAUCUUUUUAAAGUCGACACCGGAGAGUCAAGCAAAGCCAAAACAGGUUUCGUCGCUGGUUGCGGGGCACCAUACGAGUCACCCGCCUUUUGCAGGGUUUGUCCGAAACCCCGAAAGUCCUGGAAACAAGCGAAAGAGAUCACCUGCGGUUGGAGAGUAUCCAGAGAUUCAGAACUACUAUGACAUCAAGCCUGGCCACCCAUUCCGCUCCAUCAGUUCGGCCCUGGUCCUACUAGUCUUAGCAUUGGGCGCAAUUACUCAACAUAAGGGCAAGAUCCCGGAAUGUGUACCAGAUCGGGAUGCCGAUAUCCCAUGGGCCAAUUCGCCUACGAUUCGGAAUGGAUAUCCCCCUUCCCCUCUACAGAGCUCGCCUUCAUUGUCAACUCCAAUGGGGGUGCCGUCACCACAGGACCCUGAACGACCGCACCCUCGAAGCCGGAGAACAUCCCUAGAAGGCGCGUAUACAACGAAAGGCCUCGCGGCUGUGAGACCCAAGAACCUAGAUGUCAUUCCGGGAUUGUUCUACUUUGCUCUCGCGACGGAUAUUAUUGGGAACCAGCUGGGAGGGAAUAGUCUCCAACAUGUUCAUGCUAAUAUCCUUGCGGGUCUAUAUCACGGCCAACUUGGGCGGGUGAUGGAAAGUCAUGCUUAUAUCCACGAAGCGUGUCGUGGCCUCCAGGUGAUCCUAAGACCAAAAAUGGAUAGAUUCAAGAAAAUAAAAACCGGCAACACCAUUGUCCCUGCGAAGGAUAACCCUCUAGUUAUUGCAUUCUGGACCUGUCUACAGCUUGAGAGUGAUAUUGUCGCCGAGUUGCCAUGCCCGCAUUCCGGCAUUCUCACGUAUGAAGACGAUAUGCCGAGCCCAAAUUUCCAGGCGGCUUCGGACAUUGAUGGUUUCGACCCAAUUGUUAUGGAGAGUUAUGGCGCUCAGUUGUUCCUACGCAAGCACCUUAACCAGCUUCACAAUAUGUUCUACGAUCCACAAAAUAGUAGGGCAUACACCGCUCCCAUGAAAUAUACAUCUAACAUGUUAAAAGCUCCCCAAUUCCCAUCUGUUUAUCCGGCUCCUAAGGAAGCGAACCAAUUCUCGACUCUGGAAGCAUGCGAAACGAAUCUUAACCCGUUCCCUACGGUCGCGCCUAAUAUGGCAUGGUGCGAGGAUGAUCUUCCAGCGACUGAAAUUUUAGGCGCUCGAUUGAGAGCCAAGUAUUACGGGGCUCAAGUCAUUACAUAUCGCCCAUUCGUCCUCAACCUCCUCGAGCACUCUGCGCGCAGUAGUUCGGUACCUGCGCAACCUGUGGACAAAGUGCCAAUGGGGGGAUUCAAGAAGAGUGUUGGCGCUCCUCUGGUUAAUAGCAACGCGACCCGGAUGGAAGAUGUUGACCCAAAGGUUCUUGGAUACGCGAAGAGUUGCAUUAAGGCGCUUAUUAAGAGCACAACUGCUUUCCAUGGCCUGGGAGAUCCUGGAAAGGAUAGAUUAAUUGUCACAAAUAUUUGGGGGACGGCGCAUGCGCAAUGGGGAAACCUUCUCACACUCCAAGCGGCGUUCAAAGACCCAAUUCUCGGCCGUUGGGUUGACGCAAAAGUCCUCAGUGAGCUCCUCGAGAAGACCAUUGCCAUGCUCAGAUUGGUCUCAUCCCCAUCCUCUGCGCUGUACACAGAUAUGCGGAUAUUGGAGCAUAUGGGCACGGGUCUCGGCCUCCUCAAAGAACCCAAGGAAGCUCAUGAGCAGAGCGCAUCUCAGAGCUUUUCGAGCACGGCAGCUGGAGAUUUAGCCAUGGGCGGACAUUGA